Messenger RNA from Odontomachus brunneus, 5584 nucleotides. It is a transcript of the gene mnd, whose product is annotated as Y+L amino acid transporter 2. Gene Ontology annotation, biological process: amino acid transmembrane transport. NCBI's taxonomy places the organism in Eukaryota, Metazoa, Arthropoda, Insecta, Hymenoptera, Formicidae. The coding region runs from base 2830 to 4311 and encodes 493 amino acids. Gene Ontology annotation, molecular function: L-amino acid transmembrane transporter activity. The transcript has 11 exons. The record is from RefSeq and is a predicted model, not a curated record. Gene Ontology annotation, cellular component: membrane.
AUUCAAAAAGUUUGAAUUGGAUCAUUUCAAAUAGUUGUCCCUUGGUUGACAUUUUAACUGAGGAGCGAGGAGGCGACGAGGGGAGGAAAGAUUCAAGCGAUUUCAAUCGCACUGCCUUUUAUCACCGUGUAUCUCGCGCUGGCGUCAAAAAUUAUUUUUAUGUGGACACGGGGGAGCUAUGCGAGGAGGAUUAGAAAGGGGAGAAACACGCGCGGCGGAAGCCUGGCAUGCAGUGGCGCUCAAACGACGAUUUCUUCUCGGAAUGUCGUCACACCGUCGACAAAAGUAAUCAAAGAUUAAAAUUCAUUUGUCAAAUAUGAUAUUGUUAUGUGUAGAGCAUUGUAAAUGUAGCAUUAAUUUGCAUUAAGCUUGUUGACAGUGUGCCAACAACACCAGGUAGCAGAAAUUGAGCACAGUCUACUCUAUAUUUCAUUUUAACCCAUGCAAAUAUUUAUGGAAUGAUGGUAGAUUCUAGUUUGUUUCUAUUACUAAUCAGUUAUCGUACUUUGUUAGCAGACUUUGCCGUCUGUCCUGUUAUCAAAAUAUCAAUAAAGCUUGCAACAGAUAUUUUGCGAGAUGUAUCUUGAUAAAUCUGACUGUCUCCACAGGAUGUUACAUAUGGAUAGCUUGACAACAUUAAAUGGAGCCAUCGUCCAUAUUAACAGAAACGCGACGAAAAGCUCUACCGUCGAUUAAAUCGGCACAGCGAAUUGCUCAUAUUUAGUAAGUAACACCUACAUACGACCUACGCACACCAAUGUCGAUCGUGCGGUGAUAAUGCAAUGAUAACGAUGAGAAGGUUGCGAGGCACUGACGGGACGGACGGACGUGCGGCGGCAUUGGCGUAGAGAACGUUGGUUGUGAUAAGUUAUACGGAGAAUCUGUUUAUACGUUAUUAUUACGGCCUCGAAAAGUCUCCUCGAUAAGCUUCACGAUAGUCUUCGGGUGUCGACAACAGUCUUUUCAGUUGUAAAACAGAACUUUUUUCGAGAGUAAAUUAUUUCGCCAAAAUCUCGCUCGCGAUAUUUCCUUUUCUCUCUCACUCUCUCUCUCUCUUUUUGUCAUCUUCGAGUCUCGCAACGAAAAUUACCUCGCGCUGAUCCGUAACGAUUCUUUCGUAGCCGCGUGCGCGCCAAUGCCGAGAGGGUGAUGCGUGCUCUCGGGAUCAUUCGGACGUGACGCGCUUUAGUAUCGCUAACUCCGGUAACGCAUACGCACCGUGUGAGAUCAAAAGUAGACCGAUUUCUCGGCCGGCGUGAAGCUGCGCGAGAUGAUGCCAACGACAUGAGCCACCCUCGUCAGCGGCGGUUUGCGCCGCGACUUGCGAUCGAUACGGCGAUCUUCGCGAGAUGCUGCACGCCGAGAUGCGCCGCCGGGACUUCCUCUCAGCGACUCGUCAUGCGGAAAUCGCCGAUGGGACGAGAGGCUGAUUAACACGUCCCGUGAACACACCGUGCGACUGUUCGCCUCGAUUUUACCGUUAUAUCUUAUCAUGGUUGUUCGCGGAUAUUUACCCAAACCGCAGAGCUUCGGACGCACUGCGAGCGUGCAAAAAUUCGAAAGAAUUCUUGUCACAUAGCAACGGUAACGUACUUGCGACAAGAAUUCUUGCCCGGCGUGAAGGAAGAGGCAUUGUACGAUGCGCCGAUCAGCGUGAUAACGAGUGUGAAUAUUGGCGCUAAAAUAAUCUAUUGUCAAUAUUCGGCGAGACGCAUCGCGCAAAUCACCGAGAGAAAACAAACGGGCGACAACGAAUACACCUGUUAAUAUUUGCGUACGUCUUUCAAUGCAUCAAUCUAACCGAUUUUAGUAUUCGCACUUUCGCAAAUCUUCGCGAACUUCCGUUUGAUUAUCGAUCGUGUCAUAUUACUAUAAAUAUCAUUAUUAUCUACUUGUUUGGUAUGAUACUUUAUUUUCGCAAGUGGGCACGUCCGCUUUUCAUCGUGAAUGCUGAAACUGGUGAUGCAACAAACCUCCGAAAUCUGUAAGAACCGGUGAAGUCUCAUUGGCGUCGAAAUAACGGACACACUGACGAAAGGAUGACGAAAUUCGGGAAGAAAUAGCGUAUAUAUAGUGUCCCAACUCAUCGUCGCUGAUAGCAUCCGGAAAAGAACCGACAUAUAAAUUGUUUGCUUCGAAAAACAUCGGCGAGGAAGAUUGAUUCGUGACUUUUGGAAUCGUGUCGGGGACACAUGCGGUUUCGACGUUUUAUCGCGUUCUCGAGCGUACUUGAUAAUCACUCUUCACACAAGGCAUCGUUGUUAAACGCGAAGAAACAUCGUGGGAUCUCGGCAUAACGAGAAUCAUCCUGUUCCCGUGAUGGUUUGCAGUUGAAGCCGAUGCCACGGCAAUUCAACGACAUCGGCGUAUCGGCACGGACGUGUCCGCGCCACUGGACGCGCGUGGUCGCGAGCGUCGCGCCUGUUCGAUCGGUGGUGGACGAAUCGCGUCGCUGCAGAGGGUAAAGGUGAUAGCUCAGCGUGUACCGGCGCAGCGCAGCAUUGUGCGCAGGCAGAGCGUGCGCAAAGAAAGAGCGGGCAGUGAGGUAUCGGCGAACGGGCCAUACGGUUCGAUCGAGCGGAAACACAGUCGCGCACGUGUCCCUGGUGUGUAAACGUCGCGACGCGCGUUUCCCUUCUUGAUAGUCUUGAACUGUCUCGUUUGUUCUAUCCACGUGUACGACCACGUUGCACAGGAGCGCGCGCGUGUGUGGUGAUGCCGACGCGGCAGACUAUAUCCGUUCAAGUCACCUUGAUCAGCGUGUGAUAGCUACGCGCAAAAAUUUUGACAAGGAACGCAGUCGACCACGUGCAUUGUCCACGCGAGAAUAUGCCGGACAAGGUAGCGCCAACGGAGGUCCUACGGCCGGUCUCCGUAGGGCCGAAAGACGACGGCGACAAUCACAGUAGUCAGGAGGUCAAACUCAAGAAGGAGCUCGGCUUAUUGGACGGAGUAGCAAUUAUCGUUGGCAUCAUCGUCGGCGCUGGAAUUUUCGUGUCGCCGAAGGGCGUCCUCGAAAACAGCGGCAGCGUUGGCCAGGCGCUUAUCAUCUGGGUCUUCUCCGGGAUCCUGUCUCUUAUCGGCGCCCUGUGCUAUGCCGAGCUGGGUACAAUGAUCCCGAAAUCUGGCGGUGACUACGCAUACAUCAGCGUCGCUUUUGGACCAUUGCCCGCGUUCCUUUAUCUCUGGGUGGCGUUAUUCGUCCUGGUUCCAACGGGGAAUGCCAUCACCGCUCUCACAUUCGCACAAUACAUCCUACAGCCCGUAUGGCCCGGAUGCACACCGCCGUAUGCAGCAGUGCGACUACUGGCCGCCGUGGUCACGUGUCUCUUAACUGUUAUCAACUGCUACAACGUCAAAUGGGCGACCAGAGUGCAGGACAUCUUCACUGGCACCAAGAUUUUUGCUCUGGUGAUCAUCAUGGUGGCCGGCUUCUGGUGGUUCUGCAUGGGCCAUACAAAAAACUUCCAAGAUCCGAUGGCCGGGACCAACACUCAGCCCGGUUAUAUUGCUUUGGCCGUAUACUCGGGAUUGUUCUCCUAUUCUGGUUGGAAUUAUCUCAACUUCGUGACGGAAGAACUGAAGGAUCCCUACAAAAAUCUUCCUAAGGCGAUUUGUAUAUCGUUACCGCUGGUGACAGUGAUUUACGUCUUCGCGAACAUCGCUUACUUCGUGGUACUCACGCAAGACGAGAUACUCGCGUCAAAUGCCGUCGCCGUGACCUUCGGCGAUAAACUGCUGGGCGUUAUGUCAUGGAUCAUACCGUUCUUCGUGGCGUGCUCGACUUUCGGCGCAUUGAACGGCGCGAUCUUCGCGUCGUCCAGGCUUUUUUUUGUCGGGGCCCGAAACGGACACCUUCCCACUGCCAUUGCCCUGAUCAACGUCCGCAAUUUGACGCCGAUGCCAUCCCUUAUCUUCCUUUGCAUUAUCACCCUGGUACUCCUCAUCAUAGAGGAUGUCUACGUACUAAUAAAUUAUGUCAGCUUCGUUGAGGCUCUAUUUACCACACUCUCCGUGUCUGGUCUCCUGUGGCUGCGUUACAAAAAGCCUGAUCUCGAACGUCCCAUAAAGGUUUGGUUAGCUCUGCCAAUCAUCUUCUUCAUAAUCUGCGCAUUUUUGGUCACUGUACCGUGCUAUGUAUCUCCAUGGGAAGUGGGCGUAGGCAUAAUCGUGAUAUUGUCCGGGAUUCCCGUGUACUUGAUCUUCAUCUAUUGGAAAGAGAAGCCCGCGUGGCUCGUCAAUGGAUCCCAUCAAUUCAACAUUAUAUGCGCUAAACUGUUUUUGUGCGUGCAAGAGGACAAGACCGUGUAAAUACGGGAGACGCUGCGGUUAUCGCAAACAAGUUACUGUGAUGCCCAAGUGUGCAUUUGAGAAAGGACUUUCUAGUUAAAUUACAUUCUCGAUCGUGAUUGAAGUGUCAAUUACGACGAUAAUUAUAAUAAGUAUUAACACAAUACUAUGCAAUGAGCGACGUUACUCUCGUCGAUGGUGAAUUUGUAAUUUUUAUACGUACAUUUGUGGCAUAUUGAGCUUGCAAUUAUUUAUUGCUUACCAUUUUGUGCCUAUGCAGUGUAACUAUAGUGUGUAAUUUUGAGUGCCAAUUAUUGAUACUGCCGGAUGCAUUCGAGUUUCGAAAAUAUUUAGCAUGAAAUUUUCGAUACGUAGUGCGCGCAUAUAGAAGCUAUAUUUUGGCCGUGCGCGUAUGUAAUGCAACAUACAAGUACGUGACCGUGAAAACAAAAUAAUAUCAAGCAUAAUAAUAAUGAUUUAAUAAGAUUAUGAGAUGUCAAGAAUUGGAAUCGACAUAAUUUUUACUAAGUUUAUUUCCAACAUUCUCAACAUAAAAAUGAACAUUUUGCAGAUAGAAGUGAUGAUCGUGUAUCAAAAUAUGAACUUCACCAAAUUAUGUCUGUUCCAAUCACCUCGAAUUGUACAUACAGUAGAAUAGCGUAAACUUUAUAUGUUACGCUCGUAAAACUCUAAGAAUUUGUAUAAAGAAACUUUCUUUUAAAGCUUCGGAAAGCUUUAAAAAUGUUUUUAUAUCUUUGAGUUUAAGGAUAAUUUUUUAGAUGUCUUCGUUUAAGAGAAUUAUCUUGUGUACAUUUAAUCGUUACGACGUUCAUAGUCCACUGAUUAUGACAUGGAUAUUAUAUAAUUCUUAGAAGUGUAUAAUUAAAAAUUAUCAGGGAUAUUGAAGUGGUCAGCAAAAAAGGUACAAUGUGUACAUUGUUAACACGAGUCUCUUAUCAUGUUAACGAUGAUACCCAUGCAUGCAGAUAUAGACUAUGAACGUGUUGUUAGACGUCCUAAUAUAAAUAACUGCUCAAGUGUCAAUGAAGAACUGCAGGAACGGAUUACGUACACAAAUGACUGAUUAUUGUGUGCCUUGUAUGUGAGUGUGAAACGUAAGCAAAUUACGUUUUUCGUAAAGCGGAAUUAGGGAAUUGUACAAAAAUAAAUAACGACUAAAUUAUUUCCAAUCACGGUGAAUAUUCCAACUAGAUGUAACGCGUUUUAAGGGACUCUAUACAGACAUAAUAAUGUUUAAAUUAAUGUUUAGAUAAAUUUUUGGAUAUUAACUUUA